Oncorhynchus mykiss (rainbow trout) is the source of this 10705-nucleotide messenger RNA. NCBI's taxonomy places the organism in Eukaryota, Metazoa, Chordata, Actinopteri, Salmoniformes, Salmonidae. The record is from RefSeq and is a predicted model, not a curated record.
GGCAACCUAAAGCCCUGCCCAUAUGAUGCUCUCGGUUUUACUACUGCUUCCGUGAUGUCAUGGCAAAGGGCGGAGGGAGGAAAGAGGUGGGGGGUGGGGGGGACAAUGGCUCAUGUAGGAAAGGAGGCCGUCCUGCGCUGGCGUUUCACGGAUUGAAAUCUGGAUAUUAAAGGCUACGGGACUAGAAUCAGAUUGUACUCGAGCUGUAACGGAGGACAUCAUCCACCAAACUACUUGACAACCGUCCUCCAAACUACUUGACAACGAACCGAACUCACUCAAAACAAAAGCAAGACGUACAGAGAAAAUACUAAGGAAAUAUUCAGUGAUUCAGAAAAUGAGUUUCGGGGCGAGCUCCUGAAUCAGCGUUGGACUCGAGGCGAGAGGAUCAGCCGCUGCCAGCCCACACAGAGGCUGCAGAGUAGACCAAUCAAAAUGAGUGUGGAGAGUGAUGACACGCGAAGCACACGCACACGCUCCAAGGGAAUCAGAGUUCCUUCACCUUUGCUCGUCUCUUAUUGGUUCUCUAGUUCCCACCGAGCUCAUUGGACAAGAGCUGAGUGUGCUGGGCUGCCCAUUGGUCAGGAAGAGACGUCUGGCGGAUGCUGAGGCAGAGCAGGAGCAGCCAUCUUCUAAAAGGAAGUCCCACCCUCUAAAGCUGGCCAUGGACGAUGGCUUCGGCGUGGACAGUGAUGGGAGCAGCGAGGAGGAGGUGGAGGGGGAGGCCAGGGAGGAGGAAGAGGAGGAGAAGGAGAAGGAAGAGAAGAUAGAGGAACAACCACAGGCACAGCAGGAAGAAAAGCCAGAGGAGGAGCAGGAGGAAGAGGAGGAAGAGGAGGAAGAGGAGGAGAAUGUGACAGAGCAGAAAGAGGAGAGCAUAGAUUCAGAUGAAGAAGAAUGCAUGAUCAUUGAGCCGGGAUCCAGUAAAACAACAUGUAAAGCUGAGGAGGGGGAAUGGCCUAAGAGAGCGGACUACUCCAGUUACCAUCAGAUCCUAGCCAACUCUCUACUGUACCUGGGCAGGGUCCCCGACACCGCAGAGACCACCUCACAGGCGCACGUUACCAUGGAGACAGAGAAGGAUAUCACAGCUGUGGAGCACGCCACUGUGGCAGUGGAACACCCAGUAGAGGAGGAGGAGGAGGAAGAGGAGGAGGAGGAGGAGGAAGAUGAGAUUGAGGAGACUAGGGAGGCUGUGACACAGAGAACCUUUGAGCACCCGUAUUUCACUGGAGACAUUCACCAGCAGCAGGACAAGGCUGAGGAAGACGAGGAGGAGGAAGAGUAUGAAGAGGAGAGGAGAGAAGCAGAGCACCAGCCACAGGAGAUCCUGGAUGAAGAGGAGGAGGAAGAUGACAUUGAGGAGGUGGAUGAGGGAGUGCACCCUGUCGUCCUGCCCACCUCUAACUCCAUUAGCAGCAAUGCAGCAGCUCAGGGACCAGCCACACAAGGGGACAGAACUACAGAGCACUACAUGCCCAAAAGGACCAGCCUCCUAGAAAACUACAACCCCCACAGGACCAGCCCAGGGGAGAACUACAACCCCCACAGGACCAGCCUCCUGGAGAACUACAACCCCCACAGGACCAUCCCACUGGAGAACUACAAUCCCCACAGAGUCAGCCCCUUACAGCACUACAUCUCCCAUAAGGCCUCAGCAGCCUCUGACAUAAUCGAGGUGCGCUCAGAGGAUUCGGGGAAGGACUAUGAAGAUGAAGAUGGUGAUGAGGAGGAGGAGGAGGAAGAUGAUAGUUUGUCUCAGAGGUGGACGGAUGAGUCAGAGACGUAUGAUAUGACCCGGGGCAACCUGGGGCUCCUGGAGCAGGCCAUCGCCCUGAAGGCAGAACAGGUGAAGGGGCCUCGCGACCUCCUCCUCCUCCGUCACCCCGCUGUCACCCCGGAGCUCCACCACCGCUAUUUCAGCAUGGACGACCGGCCCAAACACCUGAACGCCAUGCGCAACAGCUGCUUCAGCAGCAAAGCUGUCUCUACAGAGGGCAGCAGGCCAGAGAAGAGGGAGAUCAAAUGCCCCACCCCUGGCUGUGACGGGACUGGCCAUGUUACUGGACUCUACCCCCACCACCGCAGCCUGUCUGGUUGUCCACACAAGGACAGGAUCCCUCCUGAGAUCCUGGCCAUGCAUGAGAACGUGCUGAAGUGUCCUACUCCAGGCUGCACUGGACAGGGUCAUGUUAACAGCAACCGUAACACCCACCGCAGUUUGUCAGGAUGCCCCAUCGCAGCCGCAGAGAAGCUGUCCAAGAGCCUCAACCUUGACAAGCAGCAUCUCUCCCAGCCAAUCAGAGAGCACCUCAAAGAAAGUCCCAACAACAAUGACCGAGUCCUGAGGCCCAUGUGUUUUGUGAAGCAACUGGAGGUGCCUCAUUAUAGGCAGUACAGGCCCAACAUGAUACCCGCCACACCUCGUGCCAGCCUGGCCAAGGAGCUGGAGAAGUACUCCAAGGUCUCCUUUGAUUAUGCAAGCUUCGACUGUCAGGUGUUUGGAAAGCGUGUGCUUGCAUCAAAUAUACCGACCAGCGAAACCUCACCCAAAGCCUUCAAAUCUAAAGUCUCGUCCCCAAAGUCUUCUUCUCCCAGCCUCAGCCUGCAUGGAGGCUAUGGGAAGACAGCCUCCUCUUCUGCCUACGACUACUCCCAUGAAGCCCAGGCAGCCCACAUGGCCGCUACAGCCAUCCUCAACCUGUCCACGCGCUGCUGGGAGAGGCCUGAGAACCUGAGCACCAAGCACCAGGACCUGGCUAGCAAGGACAUCGGGGUGGAUGAAAAUGGCACUCUGGACCUGAGCAUGAAGAAGCCCGUCAAACGAGAGGGUACCAGCCCAGGGUUGUGUUCCCCGGACCCCUCCUCCUCCUCUUCCUCCCUGCACCACGGAGGCAGCAGUGGCAUGACCUCGCCCCACACAGGCCACGCCUACAAACAGGAACAGUGGGAGGAGCCUCUGGACUACACAAAACCCAACCGCCAGCGAGAGGAGGAUGUAGAGGAGCUGGAGCACCACACAGCGCGGUCGUUUGCCUCGUCCGACCCUGAGGACAUGGACCUGAUGCAGGACUACCCCCAGGAGAGGAAGUACCCUGGAGAGGUCACCACCCCAAACUUCAAGGUCCAAUUCCAACAACCCAAGGACUGCAAGAAAGAUCUGCUCCUGUGCCCCACUCCUGGCUGUGACGGCAGUGGCCACAUCACUGGAAACUAUGCAUCCCAUCGCAGUCUGUCUGGCUGUCCUCUUGCUGAUAAGAGUCUUCGUUCCCUCAUGGCGGCCCACUCUGCUGAGCUCAAGUGCCCCACUCCAGGAUGUGAUGGUUCAGGACAUAACACUGGAAACUACGCCUCCCACAGAAGUUUGUCUGGGUGCCCCCGUGCCAAGAAAGGUGGAUUAAAAACAUCUCCCACCAAGGACGACAAGGAGGACUCCGAGCUCUUAAAAUGCCCCGUGCCAGGCUGUGACAGCCUGGGUCACAUCAGUGGGAAGUACGCCACUCAUCGCAGUGCCUAUGGGUGCCCGCUGGCUGCCCGCAGGCAGAAAGAGGGGAUGCUCAAUGGUAACCCAUUCUCCUGGAAGGCCUUCAAGACGGAGGCCCCCAACUGCCCCACCCCCGGCUGUGAUGGAUCAGGACACGCCAACGGCAGCUUCCUCACACACCGCAGUCUCUCUGGCUGUCCCAGAGCCUCCUUUGCCAGAAAGAAAGCCAAGAUCCCUGGAGAUGAAUACCUGAGCACCAAGUUCAGGGCCAGUGACGUUCUGAACAAUGACGAGGACAUCAAGCAUCUCAACAAGGAGAUCAAUGAGCUCAACGAGACCAACAACGAGAUGGAGACAGACAUGGUGAACCUGCAAACACAGAUCUCAUCCAUGGAGAAGAACCUGAAGAACAUUGAGGUGGAGAACAAGCUGAUUGAGGAGCAGAACGAGACGCUCUUCAUGGAGCUAUCUGGCCUCAGCCACGCCCUGAUCCGCAGCCUGGCCAACAUCCGCAUCCCACACAUGCAGGAGCCAAUCACUGAGCAGAAUUUCGACAGAUACGUGAGCACCCUGACUGACAUGUACACCAACAAGGAGUGCUUCCAGAACCCGGAGAACAAGGCUCUGCUGGAGAGCAUCAACAAGGCUGUGAAGAGCAUCAAGGUGUGAAAACCUCCACAAGGAAGAAGAGUGAAAGCCACCUAAAAGGAGAGAGGUGGCAUCAAGAGACUAGAGUAUAUUUAAAGAGAAUACGAAUAUAAAAAGGGCAUUCAGGUUUUAUAAAUGGCAACUUAAAUUAAACCCAGGGAGCAUUCUGUAAAGAAGAAAACGUAACUAGGACCAAAAUCCAAACCUGCUGCUGCUGGGAUCGGAAGGAGGAAGUGGAAUGGAACCAAAUCCUUCGGUUUGAAUUGAUGAACAAAAUAUAUAUAUCUGUUUCUUUGUUUUAUGUUACCUUCAUCGUUUUCAUGUAUGUCCUGUUUUGGAGGCAUCUCUGUUUUGGCGGUAUCUCUGUUUUGGAGGUAUCUCUGUUUUGGAGGCAUCUCUGUUUUGGAGGCAUCUCUGUUUUGGAGGCAUCUCUGUUUUGGAGGCAUCUGUGUUUUGGAAGCAUCUUUGUUUUGGAAGCAUCUUUGUUUUGGAGGCAUCUCUGUUUUGGAGGCAUCUCUGUUUUGGAGGCAUCUCUGUUUUGGAAGCAUCUUUGUUUUGGAAGCAUCUUUGUUUUGGAGGCAUCUCUGUUUUGGAGGCAUCUCUAGUUUGGAGGCAUCUCUGUUUUGGAGGUAUCUCUGUUUUGGAGGUAUCUCUGUUUUGGAGGUAUCUCUGUUUUGGAGGUAUCUCUGUUUUGGAGGCAUCUCUGUUUUGGAGGUAUCUCUGUUUUGGAGGCAUCUCUGUUUUGGAAGCAUCUUUCUUUUGGAGGCAUCUCUGUUUUGGAGGCAUCUCUGUUUUGGAGGCAUCUCUGUUUUGGAGGUAUCUCUGUUUUGGAGGUAUCUCUGUUUUGGAGGUAUCUCUGUUUUGGAGGUAUCUCUGUUUCGGAGGUAUCUCUGUUUCGGAGGUAUCUUUUUGACUGUCCCAAUUCAUACUGUAAAUCAAGGUUUAGUUCAGCAACAAUUUGGAGAUGAAAGAAAGAAAGAACGAAGGAUGGAAGUAGUGGUAUGAUGCCAGAGAAGACAGAGGGUAUGACCUGCCGACAUGAGGUGAAGAAAACACACUGGAAAACUGUCCACAUUGUGUCCCAGAGAAGACACGAAGGCUUCAGAAAUGUUGUUCUGGGGCAGGAUAAGGUGAGAGUGCUUGUGUAUGAGUGGGUAGUGUGUGAUACUGAGCACUACAGCACUCCUAUUGUGUAGAAGUGAAUGGAGAAUCCCUGAACUCUGGGGUCUUCUUGAGCAAUGGUUCAUGUGCUUAGUGUUGUUACUGCAGCAAGAUGUCAACAUGACUCCACAGCUCUUCAAGCGAAGAUUAAGUCACAAAUCACUGGUUUCUUUUUCCUCUUCUGAAAAUCAACAACCUUCUCUAUAUAUCUGCUGGAAGAUCUGAGAGCAACAGAUGCAGCCUUCUUUCUUUGAACUGAACGGUGAUGGUAAUCGAGUGCACACUUGUCUAUUCCUGUUAGUUUGUGGUACAAUAUUUAUUGUUAUAGAAAUUAUUUACAUGUGUGAAUACGCAAAUUGUAAUGUAUUGUCAUUUUAUGUGUAUUUUAUUUGAUUUGGUCUAUUUAUAAAAAAUAAAAAUAAAUGUAUAGUUAGUAAAUCAAAAAAUGUAACCCUGCUGAUCGAUCAUGGCCAUAAAGAUUUAAAAUAGGGAGUCUUCUACAUCAAUAUUUAAAAAGCUAUUUAGACAACUGUCCACACUUGAUUAUUUUAUAUAUCUUAUUUUAUUUUAAAUAAUUUGUAAACAUUUUUAAUUGCAAAUAUUUUAUAAAUGACAAUGUUUUGAUAAUUUUAUAAAGGUUUUCUCCUUCAUUUCUGUUAUUUCUUUUAUCCGUAUCUUCAGAUACCCACGGCUUAAACAGAAAGUAUGUAUUUAUUAUUUAUUUCAUAUUAAAUAUUGAUAUGAUUGUAUAUUUAUUUUGUUAUUUAUGUGUGUGUUGUGAUGGCUGAGUAUCAGUAGUCUUAAAAUCCGUUUCUGAUAUUUAAAUAAAAUUUAAAAAACCAUGCUCAGAAAGAAUAAAUAGAAUAUUGUUUGAUUUCUUAGGCUUUCCUAGAUAUAUCAGCAGUUGUAAAAGCAAAAUAACCAACGAAAGCAAUCACUGUUCUGGUGGUGUCAGAGUGGCUUUGUGUCAUCGAUGACUUAUUUGCUUUUUGUCAGGAAAAAUAAGACUAAGAAAAUAGACAGAUAUAAGGAUCAAAUGUUACCUCUCCAAGCGCUUUGUAGCGGCCAACACUGGCUUACCCAAAACAUCUUUAAUGUACUAUAGAUGUUUUAAUGCCUUUUGAUAAAUUAUUUUUCUCUCUUCAUUAUUUUCUCUCAAUGUGUUGAGCAGAAGCUCCAAAGAGCUCUGUUCCGGAAUGUUCCGUCUAGACUGGAUGUCUGGGUCUAAGACAUGUAAAGGACAUCUUCAAGGAAAAACUAAACCAUCAAGGAGGAUGACCUCUUUGACAAUUUAUAUCACAUCCACUUCUACGCCCUUGUAGCCUUAUUCUAGAUGACAUUUGUUGAUGCACAAAGUGCCACUACCACUCACUUUCUUUCCUGAUUCUUUGCAUUCUGCAAUGUACGAUGUCUGGUCACAUGACAUGACCAGGGCGUCACAUGACAUGACCUGGGGCGUCACAUGACAUGACCGAGAGUUGGGAUUGUUUCAGAUGCCUUUAUUUCUUUGCCAAGAUGGCCAUAAGUACACUAUAUAUAAAUUCUGUAUAAAUAGAAUUUAAAAUGCUAUAUAUAUAUAUAUAUAUAUAUAUAUAUAUAUAUAUAUAUAUAUAUAUAUAUAUAUAUGAAUAGAAACAUACAUAUAUUUUUCCAGUGUAAUUGUUGACUAUUUUUCUCUUGUAUUAGCUUAUCAAAGGAACAGUAGUUGUUUGAGAGUUGUGACGACUAGAGGUGGUUAUGACUGUGGUUUUAAAGAUACUCAACAAAACUGUCAUUGUUUUUUAGGUUUCCUUUUCUUCUCUAUCCUUGAUCCAAACAUGAUGAUGAUAAUAAUAAUAAUACAUGGGACUUAUAUAGUGCUUUUUCAAGGACCCAAAGUCGACAUGUUGUAAAUGCUAAUGUCUGUUGUAAUGAAUCUGAAAUGACUGUCGUUUUAACUUAAAUGGUUGGCUCUUUGUUCAAGUGUCGUGUGAGUGAGUUCACGUAUAGAGGACUCUUCAUAGUAGUCACAUUGGCUAUAUUGUGCAGUGCUGUGUCGUUAUGAUAAGGUUAUGAUCAUGUCAGCCCACUGAGCGGAGUUUUUAAACACGGAUCACAAUGUUAAAAACCCAGUAGGGAAAGUGUAGUACUUGCUCUGAGUGAUCUGUUGCAGCUAGUGGGAGACCCUGUGAUAAUAUGAUGAGGUAACCUAGUGGGAGACCCUGUGAUAAUAUGAUGAGGUAACCUAGUGGGAGACCCUGUGAUAAUAUGAUGAGGUAACCUAGUGGGAGACCCUGUGAUAAUAUGAUGAGGUAACCUAGUGGGAGACCCUGUGAUAAUAUGAUGAGGUAACCUAGUGGGAGACCCUGUGAUAAUACGAUGAGGUAACCUAGUGGGAGACCCUGUGAUAAUACGAUGAGGUAACCUAGUGGGAGACCCUGUGAUAAUACGAUGAGGUAACCUAGUGGGAGACCCUGUGAUAAUAUGAUGAGGUAACCUAGUGGGAGACCCUGUGAUAAUAUGAUGAGGUAACCUAGUGGGCAUGGAUGGUGUAAUUAGAUUUUAGCCAGUGUAAUGAAACUCUCUUGGGCACUUUUUUAAAAACCAUUGAAAAUGCGAGCAUUUGAGUAUGGACUUUUUAGAACACACUGGGUUUUGGUCACUAGCAAAGUAUCGGUAUUCACCCCAGCAGAAGAAACAAAGAACUGUAUAUUUGACCUGUUUUGUUAUAUUUAAUGUAAAUCUAAACACUGAUAUGUAGAAUGCCCUUUGCAUCAGUGUUGAUUCAAUUGAUGCUAUCCGGUUUUUAUACAUGCCAGUAAUACUCUUCAGACCAUACAUUUUGUCCAAACCAUCUAUUCUUUUUAUAGACGCGGAAGCAGAGUUUGGCUCGCAGGUUACUGGAAAGAACUGACUAAAUCUGCAUAAUAAUAUGAUACUAGGGCAUUAGCCAAAGCCUGCGGCGAAAGCAGGGAUUGGAUCAAGCCCUCCAAGUGAAAAGAGAGGAACGUGUGGGAGUGGAGAUUGAAUUGCUGCAUUAGAGAUCUCCCUCUUGGUUUGGAAGAGGUGUUUGUUGCAUAAAUAUGUGUCCAUUACUCAGAAUGUCAAAACCUUUUAAUGGCUUCUCCUCUUCUGUAUUGUGUAACCUUUACUCAGGAAGGAGUUCUUGAUGCGUUUAGUUAAGAAAGUAGCUUAUUCUUCGCCCGAACCCUUUAAUGCAUGCGCAUAAAACACUAAGAGAGUAUGAAGGUUGUGAUCAUUAUCGUAUCUUAUUUGAUAUGGCAUGACCCCUUUUAAACUAGUUGAACAGCACUGAGAUACUGAGAUUAAAUAGCAAAAUGACGGGUCCAACACAUUUCUAAAGAUUCGGUACAGAACUCAAUGUAAUCAAGAGUGUUAAUGACAACAGCUUGUCCGUUUGAUAGGGAGUGAUGGACACAUUCUUCAUAGAAGGAGUUUAUGUCUUCCGAAUUCGUAAUGGUUCAGUAUUUUCUAAAUGGUCGAUUGGGACGGGAUAGGAGCACUGAAGCUGGACUGUUGGCACGGACCAGGGUGUUUGACUGGUCGGUUAAAUACAUGGUCAUGUUAACGUUCAUGACUGCUGAUGAAACGUGACGGAGGAACAUGGAUGGUAUGUGAUUGUACCAUGGCAUGUGAUUGUACCAUGGUAUGUGAUUGUACCAUGGCAUGUGAUUGUACCAUGGUAUGUGAUUGUACCAUGGCAUGUGAUUGUACCAUGGCAUGUGAUUGUACCAUGGCAUGUGAUUGUACCAUGGCAUGUGAUUGUACCAUGGUAUGUGAUUGUACCAUGGCAUGUGAUUGUACCAUGGCAUGUGAUUGUACCAUGGCAUGUGAUUGUACCAUGGCAUGUGAUUGUACCAUGGCAUGUGAUUGUACCAUGGUAUGUGAUUGUACCAUGGUAUGUGAUUGUACCAUGGCAUGUGAUUGUACCAUGGCAUGUGAUUGUACCAUGGCAUGUGAAAAUGAUCCUUUUCAGUUGAUAGUUGUGAAUGAUGUGGUCUCAUGUAGUGGUUGUAAAAACACAGUGUGUCUGUUUGCUCUGAUAAACAAUGGUCACAUACCUGUGAAUCUCCCUGAAUAAUGGUACAUAUAUAAAAAAUAAAUUACCUAAUAUGUUAGUCUGUGACAGGCCAGGAUACACAGAGAUCCCGUGUCUUCUCUUUCCAGGCCUGCUUCACCAGUUAAAAGGAGGACAGGCAAGGCCACAUUCGAGUACCCUGUGAACACGUGGGAAGAUAGCCCAAAGUUCCCUAUUCCGAGCUAGGUGCUGUACACAUCUGGAGGCCCCUGAGAAUGAGAAUGAGAAUGAGACCCCUGAGACCCAAUCGUUAGGUGCCUAUACUUCAAAACAUUCUCAUCCAAUUCAGAAACUCAAAAAUGUUUAAAAAAAAUAUAUUAAAAAAAAUCAAAGUAGAUCACAUGAAAGGCAGAAAGGCAUGUCUAGUAGAAUGGUAUAACAUGUCAUUGAGCUAAUCAAACCAAAACCAAACUCCCUCUGUAGGUACUGUAGCUUAAAGCUGUGUGCUUUUAUCAUGUGUGCCUUUCUCUCUCCACUCAUUGCAGGCAAAGGUAUGUUUACAUUUUAAGAAGUUGGUACAAAAUCCUGCUCAAGAGGUUGACAGGGGUGAAGAUGCCUUUUUCAGGGGAUAAGGGAGGGUUUGGGUGGCUAUUCUAAAAAAAAAAAGCUGAUUAAAUAUGUCUUUGACAGGCAGGCAGGCCUGUUGCCGUGGUGACACAUUCACGCUGUUACAGAGACACAAAACAUCAAUAUGUUAUAAUGGGAAAGAAACUGUGACCUAAUUACGACGAUUCAGGUACCAAACUGCAUGGACAGUUUCUGUGAAGGAAAAAAAUCAAAUGAAAAUCAACUUUAUUAUAGACAAUGCAUUAGUGUGUAGGGCAUUAUUUUUUAAACAAGUUGAAACCUCUGUAUAUAUUUGUAUUAAAAGAACAGUGUUAUUGUUGUUGUAUUAAAGAAAAGUUCAACAAACAAAAAUAGUACAUAGAGUUAGUGACAAAAUGCACAGCCAAGGGUUGUCCUUGCUAGCCCAUUUUUACAGAGAGAUUUCUACUGGCCAUUUUCUAGGCAUUCACAUUAUUAAUAUCCUUUUGGAAAUUACAAACUUCCAAAAUUACAAGCACUUCCACAAUGAUAGAUAGUAAGGAUUUUUGUUACUUUUGUAGAGGUGGUUGUUCCUUUGCUACCAGACAACUCUUGGCUGUGUGUCCUCUGGGUCUCCUGUUUUCUUUUGGAGGUUAACUCUGUAGUUGGGCUGAAAUUGUGACUCUGUGUUUGUUCCCAUGUUCCUGUGUCAAUGUCAUAAACUAGAGAAGUGAUGUCAGUUAUUGUGGGCGUAUCAACCAUUUUAAUGUUAUCAAUAAAAAUUAAAUAAAAACAUUAAUAAAGAAUUA